CCUCCACGGGUCAGAAGAAGCUGCAUCAGAGAGAGACCUGGUUCAUGGGCCUGCUGGAUUCUGACAGAGCAGCCUUAGAGACUUUGUGUUGUGAGGUGUUUCAGGUAUUUAGUGGUUAUGGCGUCCACUCAGGCUCCUGUUGCAGCUCAGAGCAGGCCGGCGUUCUCCAUCGAGAGGAUUCUGGGUUUGGAGGUGGAGAGGCCUGCAAGCUGCCUGAAACUGCACCGACCCUGGACAGAGAUCAUAGAUGAGAAGGAGAACAGAGGAAACAGUCUGUGCUCAAAACAACAACAGUGGUAUCAUCAUCCUCCUCAUCAUCCUCAUCAUCCUCAGCAGCUGGACCCCAACAGGCCGACGUCAAACUGGUACAUCGGACGCAGACCACGCACGGCCUUCACCAACAGCCAGGUGAAAGUUCUGGAGUCAGUGUUUCAGAUGAACUGUUAUCCAGGGAUCCAGCUGAGGGAGCAGCUGGCGGGGAGGCUGGACCUGGACGAGGACCGGAUACAGAUCUGGUUUCAGAACCGGCGUGCCAAGCUGAGACGCUCCCUCAGAGAGUCCCGUCUGAGGCUGGUUCAGACGGCCGUGGUUGACCUCCGGGUCGGUCGUGAUGUCAUGGGUCAGCUGAAGGCCCAGAGGGAUGAGCGAGGUGACCUGGACCGAGCUUCUCAUCUUCACCUGGAGGGGGAGGAAGAGGAGGAGAGAUGCUGAUUGUUUAUGAUGUAAAGAUGUUCACGUGUAAAUUAACUCACAGACAGACAAACAGCACAGUGGAUUAAGAUCUGACUCUCUAUCAGGGAACCUGAGGAGCUGUGAUUCCUGCUGUCUUAAAGGGAUCAGACUUUGAUUUAACAUCUGCUCUGGAUCAGAUUGUUAAAGUGUAUUAUGACUGUUUUCUAUCCCACACUGUAAAAAGUGAAAUUAUAACUUAAAGUAUUAAA
This is a messenger RNA of Notolabrus celidotus (New Zealand spotty), 941 nucleotides long. It is a transcript of the gene hesx1, whose product is annotated as HESX homeobox 1. NCBI's taxonomy places the organism in Eukaryota, Metazoa, Chordata, Actinopteri, Labriformes, Labridae. The record is from RefSeq and is a predicted model, not a curated record. Gene Ontology annotation, cellular component: nucleus. Gene Ontology annotation, biological process: pituitary gland development; forebrain development; regulation of transcription by RNA polymerase II. Gene Ontology annotation, molecular function: DNA-binding transcription repressor activity, RNA polymerase II-specific; RNA polymerase II cis-regulatory region sequence-specific DNA binding. The transcript has 4 exons. The coding region runs from base 118 to 711 and encodes 197 amino acids.